AUGGUCCUUGAGGGAGGAAGCAGCACCAUGGCACAUGCCAGUGUCGGCAAGGAGGAUCAUCAGCCCUGUCGGGAUGCCCUACAUUCCUUUACGCCGCUGCAGUAUGUGUGGAAAUCUCGAGCGCCCUUGAUCGCCGUGCCUGUGCUGGCAGGCCUGAGGCAGUUACCGCAUCGGCAGGUGGCCGAAGACACUCCGUCCAGUAUUCUCUUAGAGAUCGCUUUGCUUUCUGCCCUGGCCGUUGGGUCAGGCUUCGUGCGACUGCCCUUCUCGGCCACUUGGUGGCUGGUGCUUCUGGCGGCUUUCAUCACCCAGACCAGGUUCAUCUUAGGCGUGGCGACAGUCCUGUC
Symbiodinium sp. CCMP2456 is the source of this 347-nucleotide messenger RNA. NCBI's taxonomy places the organism in Eukaryota, Dinophyceae, Suessiales, Symbiodiniaceae. The record is from the annotation of a GenBank genome assembly.